This is a messenger RNA of Capsaspora owczarzaki ATCC 30864, 3060 nucleotides long. RefSeq lists its product as hypothetical. Bases 95 to 2755 code for a protein of 886 amino acids. The transcript has 4 exons. The record is from RefSeq and is a predicted model, not a curated record. Gene Ontology annotation, biological process: regulation of DNA-templated transcription. Gene Ontology annotation, molecular function: ATP binding; DNA-binding transcription factor activity, RNA polymerase II-specific; RNA polymerase II cis-regulatory region sequence-specific DNA binding. Lineage: Eukaryota; Filasterea; Ministeriida; Capsasporidae. Gene Ontology annotation, cellular component: nucleus.
CUCUCUCUCUCUCUCUCUCUCUCUCUCUCUUCUUUGCAUUUCCAUACCUCUGCUCUGUGACCCAGCUGGCGGCCCCGCCUCUUUGUGAAACGAGAUGAGCCUGACAGCGACUGCUGCAGCAACUUCGCCAAUCUCACCUGCAUCGGCUGUGAGCAGCUCGACUGCGGGCGGCGCAGGGCUGGUGGGCCCUCCGAGACGCCGGGUGCUGCAGAGCUCGCGGUCUUCGAGCUUUUCGCGCACCACGUCGACGUCGUCGGAGGACGUCACAGCCAACAGCGAGCAGGAUUUUCCGUUCGUGUCGUCCAUCGUUUCGACAACCCACCCGCAAGUGCUGUGCUCCAACCUUCCGGAGCACUGGCGUUGCAACAAGUCGCUCCCUGCGCCGUUCGUCGUCUACGCUCAAGUCAACGUGCCAGACGACACAGAGGUCACCGUUAGUGCGGGCAACGACGAGCAUGCCAUCGCUGAAAUGCGCAACUUUGCGACAGUCAUGAGCAAUAACACGGCCACCUUUUCCGACCUGCGCUUUAUGGGUCGCUCGGGCCGUGGCAAGCGGCUGACCGUGUCCAUCACCAUCCACACGACACCAACCCCGAUAGUCGCACAGCUCGUUGAAGUCAUCAAGAUGACGGUCGACGGUCCUCGCGACCCGCGUCGGCGAAGGCCGGGCAGCGAAAUGAUCGCCUCCGCCAGCGAGGAUGACUUGUCGGAUGCCAGUGGGUUUGCCUCAGACCUCGGGUCGGGCACCAUGUCCGCGGAGGCCUUUGGCUCCACUGCCUCGACGGGCUCGCCGCUUUCUGGCUCGUCGCAGCAGCUCGCGCCCGGCCAAACUCCUCCUGCACAGCCCAACUCUGCAGGCACUGGCGGAUCGUUCAAGUCUCACCGAACGCGGUCGCUCUCUACCACCCUCCGACGCUGUCAGUCAGCCCCUUAUAUGGCUCCCGAAUUUCGAAGGCGUACCGGCAGCGGCACGCUCUUGCCGCACGACAAGCCUUCCUCGCCACGCGCCAGCAGCAAUAAUAAUGACAGCUUGGAUCCGCGCCCCCGUAGCGCUUUCCCUUCCGAUCUAGCCGAUAGCGAAAUGCAGCGAUUUCGCUCAGUUUCGAUGGGCUCUUCGGCAGAUUCCAUGGCCGAGGAUGUCUUUUCUCCGCUCGAGUCCCCCCGCUCGCCGAGCGUGGCAGCGCUGUAUCAUCUACAACAUUCGGGAGUUUCCUCUCCAUCACCCGAUCAUAGCCUUCUCUCUUCCAUGGAGUCGCUUCUUGCACCACUCACAACGCCCGCAGCUCUUAGUUUCAACGCUGCUGAUGUUGUCCUGUCGAGUGGCGCCAUGAAUCUGGUUCCUGACUUCACGCUGGUGAGUCUUUCAGUGUACGAGGCGCCUGAAGGCUCGGCGUGCGUCGCCACGAUGCGCGUCGGCUCCGCUGGUCAAGUGAUGACGGACGUUGGUGUCAUGUUUGGAAACGCCAUCCCAACGCUGGACAGUGUCAACCUCGGUAUCGAUGGCACAGUCCAGUGUAUGUUCAAAGUUCCGUCGCGCUCCGAAUGCGGUGCUUCACUCCAGCGAGGCAAUCGGUUGGAAGUUGUUGGCUUUUACAAGCUUGCGGAUCGCGUUUGCUGCUCGUCAAAUUCGCUGGGAUUUGCGUUCAAGGAUGUAGAAGGCGCAAUCACAGAACGCCAACUGAAUGCUGUGCUUCACAAGCUGCAUUUGAAGAAUCAACAAACGCAGCUCGCACACAGUGAGCCCCUUCAGAAGCAAGUUCUCGGCGGUGGCGCUCCACGAAACCUUCUCCGACAACUUCGACCCCUAGAAGACAACCUGUUUGCACGGAGCCAGGCAGUCUUGCAACAGUGCGGGAUGCAGCAUACGCUCAAUCCAAUCGAUUUGCCUAUCGGGCCUGACGGGCAAAUCUCUGUCAGCAAUGUUCAGUCAUCGGGGCUCACUGCGCUACACGUUGCCGCCGAGUUUGGAUGGAACAAGUUUGUGACCCAGCUUGUCACCGCGGGCGCUUCCAUCAACCAGCGGGACAACUUUGGGAACACCGCCCUGGACUGGGCCUUCAUGUCUGACCAGCAUGUGACUUGCCAACUGCUUCAGUCCGCUGGUGGUUUGUUCAACAUGUUUGCUCAACCGAAAGUCACUGACGACCUGCAGGCAAGCUUCCAGCAAUUCACCUUGUCCAGCCCCGUGCUUGGCCAACUUCCUUCGCCGACAACGCGCAUCGCGUCGUCUCGCUCGCCACGUUCGCCUCACCUCGGAUCCCCGUUGAACUUUGGCGGUCUUUCCCAAAACACUUCCCCUCCAGGACAAGUCCUGUCUGAGAUACCCGAGGCGCAGUCCUCUGCACAGCAGUCGUAUCAAACUCAGCUUCAAUUUUUGCAGCAACUACAGCACCACCAGCUGGUUGAGCAAGAGCAGCAGCAAAAGCAGCAGCAGCUACUUGUCCAGUUGAUGCAGCAACAGCAACCACAGCUGCAACUUCAACAGCAAGCGAAGCAGCAAGCAGCCCACCACAAUCUUGUGCAACACUUGCUGAGCAUGGACAUGUCCGCUUCUGCGUCCGGCUCGUCUUCACGCGCUGUAUCGACUUCGUCCCUGUUGUCGAAUGCUUCUGCUGUCACCAGUGCGCCGUCCAUGCUUCCGUUGGAUUUCACCACGACUAGCGAUGCUCAUCUCUACUCUGAGCCGGAUUUACUCGCCUUGGACCUGCCCUCUCCCAAUCCCUCCACGUUGAGCAUGGGCGAAUUACAUUUUUAAUCCUCUCUUUUUCUCUAUCUCUCUCCCUCUCUCUCUCUCUCUCCUUCCCUCUCGUUGUCUCGUUUGUUGAAUGUUCUCUACCCCCCCCCCACAUUCUCAUCUCAACUAGAUAAGAUGAGUGGCUGUUUCUCUCGGUUUUUUUUUUGUUACUUGUUGGUUGUUUGCUUUUGGUCGAGCUGUCCCUGGCGGAUGCUCGUCGGUUGUCAUUCUUGCUGUUUCUAGAUGGUUUUUUUUUUUCGUUCAUGUACAAUCAAUGUCGUUCCUGUGUCUGAAAGCCUUGUCACUUUGUCUGCGUUGAAUCGGCA